UUGUGAACUUCCUUUUUAAAUGUCUUCAUCACCACCCUUGUGAAUUACCUGUUUCUGGAGUUUGAUUCUUACUUUUCUUAUUUGUGUGAUCCACUUGUCAAUUCUGAUUUCAUUCUGAGAUUGAUACAUGGUAACUGGUUAAAUAUAAUGUUUACAUAGCACAGAAUUCUUCUACAGACAUGUCAUGUUGAACAGACAUUUCACCCAUUUUGAGUGUCUUCAGACAAAGUGAAAUGGCCCUGUUCAUCUUCAUAACCUUUCAGCUUUUACUGCAGGUUAAAUCACAAGGUUUUCCGCAGGCUAACCUGACAAUAUUUCCUACAUCUGCCACCUCUGGAGAAAAGGUGCAGAUGGAGUGUGGAGGUUAUAAGAAUCAUCGUGUAUCUGAAUGUAUGUUCUACCCUGAAGGACAGGAGAGCUUUAAAAAACCAAGUGCAUCGUGUAACCUCACUCUUACCAGCACCGAACUGAUCCUGUGGUCACAUGAUGCAGAGAGUUCACAUGUCAACAUAUCCUGCUACUAUACUGUGUAUAGCUUAGCAGUAAAUGAAACAUCUCCUCAUUCCAACAAAGUCUCAGUAAGGGUCAGAGGUUUGGCUGCCAUGUCAUCUUUGCCACCGAUCACAGAGGACAGCCCAACUACACUGACCCCCAAUGGAACCACUGAAGCAAAUUUAUCCACUGCGUCAACAAUGGACACAACAACACCUUUGGCUGUAGCAUCCAGUACUGAAAUCAUAACAGAUCCGAUAACCAAUAUGACCAGUCUAACUACCAAUGACAGCCAGAGUUCAACAGGUCCUGCAAAUGCAUCCCUGGAAUCGACUACAGUUACUGAAACUACAGAACAUACAUCAGGCCCUGAAAUACUUAAGUACUUAAAUAAAAAAAUUUUUUUCUCUAUUUCUGUGGUUGCAACUGGUGGAGGAAUUGUACUGACUGGACUGUUUGGCAUCUGUUUAUACGGAUGUACACGAAGGCCAAAGGACGAGAGGAUUUGGAUUGAAAGAAAGAGUAGAAAACAGGGAGUUCCUUUACCAAUGGCCGGUUCAGACUCAUCUGGUGAGGAAGAUACAGCAUUUUACUCAACCAUCAACUCUGUACAAUCCACCUCUCAACCAUCAGGAAACAGUAAGAAAUCAAAGCAAACCAAGAUGGAAUUGAAUCCUUUGUAUUACACUGUCCUCAAACAACCACUCGUCUCCACUGACAACAAGGAUGUUUACAGUGUGGUGACGGUCAACUGACAGAAUCCAACUCUGCCCGCUACUAUUUUAAUUUAGAACAGAAUUGAUCAGUCUUCAUUUUAAACAGAAUUUAAUACUCAAUAGCAAAUGCAUGUUAAACAUCUGCUUUCUAAACAAUACAAGACUUUCAAAACUGUCAUAGAUCACAAACUUCAAUCAGUUCACUUGUAUUUUCACACGUGUAGCCACAUCAAAAAGCACAGCAUGAAUGCAUACUGUUACGCAAUGCUUAACAAUUAUACUGUGUUAUUAUGAAUGGCAGUUGAAUGACUCUGAAUAUUUUCACCUGAUGUUCAUCAUUUAAAGCAACUCAUUUUGACUUUCACUCUUAGAAGAAAAGGUUUUCUCAUAUUUCUCAAUUUUUUUGCCAUAUUGAGUCAAGAACUUCGGGAUUCUAUGUAGAACCCUUUUGAACCUUUGUUCUAAGAGUGAGAUAUUUUUGCAUGGUUUUUUUUGUCCAUUUCAUUUGAUCUAAAAUUCCCACUUCCUUUUGUUCAAAUGGUCUCAUGAGUUUUUUUGUCAGAUUAAUUAGUAAAAUUUGAAUUGCUGAAUAAUCAUAUAAAAAAGUUUUCUGGUCAUAGCAUGUCAUGGGAAUUAAAAUACAAAAAAACUGCUACACAUUUGUACAAAAAGACCUAACUUGUAUUGUUUGCUGUUGGAUUAUGUAAUAGCUCAUGUGUCUAAUUCGAAAAGAGAUCUUUAUGUUUUUGUGAUUAAACCAAAGACCUAAUUACUUUUUACAAA
Molecule: messenger RNA, 1991 nt
Organism: Ctenopharyngodon idella (grass carp)
Lineage: Eukaryota; Metazoa; Chordata; Actinopteri; Cypriniformes; Xenocyprididae
Exons: 16
Coding region: 234-1247 (337 amino acids)
Source: RefSeq, a predicted model, not a curated record